Molecule: messenger RNA, 1796 nt
Organism: Bombyx mori (domestic silkworm)
Lineage: Eukaryota; Metazoa; Arthropoda; Insecta; Lepidoptera; Bombycidae
Product: aquaporin AQPAe.a
Exons: 2
Coding region: 11-748 (245 amino acids)
Biological process (GO): transmembrane transport
Cellular component (GO): plasma membrane
Molecular function (GO): channel activity
Source: RefSeq, a predicted model, not a curated record
ACAGACGAAAAUGAGUACAAAAGCAAGAAUCGGCACAAUUAUAGGCAUAAACGAGUUAAAAAACUAUCAUGUGCUGGCGCGACAAAUGCUCUCAGAAUUUCUGGGAACUUUUUUGUAUUUAUCCUUAAUUUUGCUCACGGGUACUAGUUUGAAUCAAGGCCCGACUGGCAGUGCCUUGGCGAACGGCCUUCUCAUUUCCAGCAUUAUCCAGUUCACUGGCCAUAUCUCUGGUGGGCAUUUGAACCCGGCUAUCACCUUUGGGGUGAUGGCCAACGGUCAAAUUACGAUGGUCAGAGGUGCUUGUUAUAUCGCAGCGCAGAUACUUGGCUCCAUAGUAGGUUCAUCAGUGGCUUAUGCCGUCACAGUAUCUUCAUUAAGGAGUACGCUGGGUACGACUGUUCCGAAUCCAAAUUUAAGAGCAGAACAAAUCUUCGCCAUAGAAUUUUUGAUCACAUUCAUUUUAGUGGCGGUCGUGUUAAGCGUUAUCGACCCAAACCGAGGAUUUGCUGGCAUCGGCUCUGGUGCUUUCGCUAUUGGCCUCAGUAUUACCGGCUGCCAAUGUUCUUGUCUACCUUACACUGGAACUCUGAAUCCCAUCAGGUCUUUAGGACCCGCUGUAUUAAUGAAUUCGUGGGAUUCCCAUUGGGUGUACUGGGUUGGGCCAAUUUCGGGUGGCGUAGCCGCUGGUUUGGUCUACAGGUUUUUGUUAAGACCCAAUUGGAAGAACGUUGGCAAUUAUGAAGAAUGAUUUAUUACAUAUUUAUUUCGUUUUUGGAAUAACUGCUUUUUUUUUUAAUAACUUCGAUUAAUUAUUUCGUGGUUUUUCUUUUCAAUGCUCUUUAACCUCAUCCAUAUUUUAUUUCUGAGACCUAUGUUCUACUUCCCCGUGCCUUCGAAUUCCUCUACGGAAAUGCAUGCCUUACGUACGUGUUUAAGACUGCGGCAAUGAAAGGCUAACGUUGUGUAUUAAAUAUUUAUUUAUUUAUUUAUUGCUUAGAUGGGUGGACGAGCUCACAGCCAACCUGGUGUGAAGUGGUUACUGAAGCUCAUAGACAUCCACAACGUAAACGCGCCACCCACCUUGAGAUAUAAGUUCUAUGGUCUCAAGUAUAGUUACAACGGCUUCCCCGCCCUUCAAACCGAAACGCAUUACUGCUUCACGGCAGAAAUAGGCAAGGUGGUGGUACCCACCCGCGCGGACUCACAAGAGGUCCUACCACCAGUAAUCAAAUCUAUAGAGGUGAAUAACGUCGCUCUUAAAUAGAUACUAGUAGCUUAUUCGAUUUGCCUAAUACCUUGUCAUCGCUUGAGAUCGUGAGAUCAUAAGCUAUCCGGUAUUAAAUAAUACGGCCACGCUUGAGAUAUCGGUCUAAGUAUCAAUGCAUAACCGCUAUCCCAUCCUUCAAACCACAACGGAUCAUUCCUUGUCUAUACUAAUAUUAUAAAGAGGAAAGAUUUGUUUGUUUGUUUGUUUCGAAUAGGCUCCGAAACUACUGGACCGAUUUGAAAAAUUCUUUUUCCAUUAGAAGCCGACAUUGUCCCUGAUGAACAUAGGCUACUUUUUUUAGUUUUUUUUUUUUUGGUUUCAUGUGUGUUUUAAUGUUUCCGAAGCGAAGCAAGGGCGGGUCGCUAGUAUCAGAUAUAGGCAGGAUGCAAACGGUAGGUAACUAUGGCAAUUUGCUUAUGUAAUACUCCGGUAAAUUCCUUAGUCAACAGUUACGACACUGAUUGAAUAAAUCUGGUGGUGCUAUUCUAGACAACCGCAGUGUCAAAAUAAAAUAUAUUUUUCCUUUAAA